Musca domestica (house fly) is the source of this 2459-nucleotide messenger RNA. It is a transcript of the gene ath, whose product is annotated as ATP-dependent RNA helicase DHX33. Bases 141 to 2288 code for a protein of 715 amino acids. Gene Ontology annotation, cellular component: nucleolus; intracellular anatomical structure. Gene Ontology annotation, biological process: positive regulation of transcription by RNA polymerase I. Lineage: Eukaryota; Metazoa; Arthropoda; Insecta; Diptera; Muscidae. The record is from RefSeq and is a predicted model, not a curated record. Gene Ontology annotation, molecular function: ATP binding; RNA binding. The transcript has 4 exons.
UUUUCGAUCUUCUAGAGCCCUGCAGCAAUUCCUGUUUUGCUUUGGUCUUCAUCUUUAUCACGCAUUUCGUUCGUCAUCUUCGGUCUUCACGUGUUGUUUAUUUCCAAUUCCGACGCCCCGAGAGCCUCCAUUCCGUCUAAAUGGAGUCGAAAUAUACCCUUCCGAGCAAAUCCCCGUUGAAAACUAUUGGUCCUAAUAUUAGGAAUGGAAUAAUACCACUCAAGAGAAAGCUUCCAGGUGGGGAGAACAAUGGCAAUGCAAAGAUUCUUAAGCCAAAUGGCGUAGCUGCACCUGCACUGGCCACCAACAAAGCAAAUGGACAUCAACAACAUCAGCCAAGCCCCUCCAAACCCUCGAAAAUGCAGUUAGAACAGCAACGUCAGGCGUUGCCUGUCACAGGCUGUAAGAAACGAUUGUUGGAGGAAAUACAUAAGACGGAUACCUUGCUGAUAAUGGGCGAAACAGGGUCAGGAAAAACAACGCAGAUACCACAGUUUCUUCUGGAAGCUGGCUUUGGUAAGAAGGGCAUGAUUGCUGUGACCCAACCACGUCGUGUAUCAGCCAUAACCAUCGCAAAGCGAGUUGCUCAGGAACAGCAAUGCCAGUUGGGUGAACUUGUGGGAUACACUGUUCGUUUUGAGGAUUGCACUACACCAAAGACACGUCUGCGCUUCAUGACCGAUGGGUUCCUUCUGCGAGAUUCUCUAGCAGAUAGUCUACUGCGAAAUUACAGUGUUAUCAUGCUUGACGAAGCCCAUGAACGUACCGUGAGCACAGAUGUUCUCUUCGGAGUUGUAAAAAUGGCCCAGCGCAAACGUAAACUGUUGAAUUUAGACCCACUUAAGGUAAUUGUUACAUCUGCAACGAUGGACAUCGAUCAUUUUGGUCAAUAUUUCGGUGUGAAGGGCAUGUAUUUGGAAGGCCGCACUCACCCGGUUCGAGUCAUGCAUGCCAAAGAGAGUCAGUCUGACUAUUUACAUGCCACGUUGGUCACACUGUUUGAAAUUCAUCGCAAUACGCCAUCCAACCAUGAUGUUCUGAUCUUUUUGACCGGCCAGGAAGAAAUAGAAGCAAUGGCACAGCAGAUAAGGCAAAUCGCUAAAACGAACCUUAGUUCAAUCGCUGGAGUUCGUGUGUUUCCCUUGUAUGCACAACUACCGCAAAAUAAACAGCUGGAGUGUUUUUUACCUGCACCUCCUAAUGCACGAAAAAUAGUCUUGGCCACAAACAUUGCUGAAACUUCUGUCACCAUACCAGGUAUUCGGUGCGUAAUCGAUGCUGGAUUUGUAAAACGUCGCAUAUACAGUCCCGCCACUGGUUUGGAUAUACUCAGAGUGGUAAGAAUUUCACAAGCCCAAGCUUGGCAACGAUGUGGUCGGGCUGGUCGAGAUGCACCAGGCACCUGUUAUCGUACCUACACCGAGCAAGAGAUGAAAAGCUUUGAGAAGAUGCCAACACCUGAAAUUUUACGUAGCAAUCUGUGCUCAACGGUACUUCAACUAUUGGCACUAGGCUUUGAUUGUAAACGUUUUGAAUUCCUUGAUAAGCCCCCAGCGGAGGCGUUGGAUGCUGCUUAUAAAAAACUUGAAUCCUUAGGAGCCAUCCAAAAUGUGGCUCCAAAACCGACAAUAACUGUAUUGGGAAGAAAAAUGAAUAGAUUUCCAAUAGACCCCCAAUAUAGUAAGUUGUUGUUGACAGCGUCUCAGUUCGGGUGUAUGGAAGAAAUGCUUAGCUUAGUAGCCGUUCUCUCAAGUGAGAAUAUCUAUGUUUCGAGUGUUGAAAAACGCGAACAAGCGGCAUUAGCCCAUGCGAAAUUCCACUCCAAACACGGUGAUCACUUAACACUACUGAAUGUUUUUAGUGCCUUCCUUAAGACUGAAAAAAUUAAGCUAUGGUGUCACGAUAAUUUCCUGAAUACCCGUAAUUUAUCAUACGCUCGUGAUGUACGUAAACAACUGCUGGACAUUGCUGAACAUUUGAACUUGCCCAUAAAUAGUUGCGGCGACAACUUCGAUCAAGUUCGAAAGUGUCUUUUAAUGGGGCUUUUCGACAACAUUGCCGAAUUACAACGGGAUAAUUUCUACUUGACCAUAACUGGUCGUCAGCGUGCCAAAAUUCAUCCCUCAAGUGUAUUUCAUGGAAAAUAUAGGCCAGAAUAUAUUUUAUUCUCCGAAAUAGUGUUGACGGAAAAGAACUUCUUACGACAAGUAACGGAAAUUUCGCCCGAAUGGGUAGCUGAAGUGGUUCCUAACUUUGCUCAUUUAAGUCGUAUUAAAGUAUCAACUUAGUCGCUGUAGAAAUAAAUUAUAGUAUAUAUUUGAAUAUAACUUUUAUAAUCAUAUGUUUUGUUAAGUUAUUUAUAAGUGUCUGUUUAGUAAUUGUCAUUUUCUUUUUUCAAAUCAGGUAAUCUACUAAAUUUAGUUAAGGUAAAUAAAAGUGAAAGUUGAUUUUUCAAAACA